Messenger RNA from Hemiscyllium ocellatum (epaulette shark), 6941 nucleotides. RefSeq names its product tripartite motif containing 25 (gene trim25). The transcript has 11 exons. NCBI's taxonomy places the organism in Eukaryota, Metazoa, Chordata, Chondrichthyes, Orectolobiformes, Hemiscylliidae. The coding region runs from base 88 to 2151 and encodes 687 amino acids. Gene Ontology annotation, biological process: positive regulation of autophagy. Gene Ontology annotation, molecular function: protein binding; zinc ion binding. The record is from RefSeq and is a predicted model, not a curated record.
CGCGGGGCUGGGCGCGGUCACGGGAACAGUGCGCGGCCCCGAGCUGCCCAGUGACAGUUGGCUCUCGCGGCGGUGGCGGUGGCGGUGAUGGCGGCGGGAGCCGGGGACACGGAGCGCCUGGAGGCCGAGCUGACCUGCGCCAUUUGCCUGGACCUGUUCCGGGAGCCGGUGACGGCGCCGUGCGGCCACAAUUUCUGCCGGAGCUGCCUGUCGCAGUUCUGGGCCGGGGACCGGCGGUACCUCCUGGGCUUCACCUGCCCGCAGUGCCGCCGCCACUUCCCGGAGCGGCCCGAGCUGCAGCCGAACCGUGUGCUGUGCGCCGUGGUGGCGGAGUUCGAGCGGGGCCGGGGCCAGCGCCUUCAGGCCGAGCCUGAGGCCGAGGCCGAGCUCCCGGCCGCCGUGGCCUGUGAUGCCUGCCCUCCCGGGGCCGGGGCGCCGGCCGUCCGCAGCUGCCUGACCUGCCUGGCCUCAUUCUGCAGCGAGCACCUUGUCCCGCACCAACAGAGCGCGGCCUUCCGGAGCCACAACCUGCAGCCCCCGCUCGCUGACCUGGCCGAGCGCCUGUGCCCCCAACACGGAAACCUGCUCGAGUUCUACUGCCGCCCCCACCGCAGCUGCAUCUGCGCCGUCUGCAUCCUGGAGCACCGCGGCUGUCAGACCGACAGGAUGGAGGAGGCCUUCAGGCAGCAGGAGGCAGACCUGAAGACCCAGCGAAAGAAUCUGCAAUAUCAAAUCAUCCAAUUACAACAUCACCUGGAACUUGUGCGGUAUAAGAAACAACACCUCACGGAUUCCUCCAUGAAGCAGAAAUUGUCACUUUCCAGUGAAUUCAAUGAGAUGAAAACUCUAAUUGAGAAAGAGGAGAAGAUUGCAGCUAAACUAAUUGAGGAAGAGGAGAAUAAAGCAGCGAGCCAAGUUGCUGAUGCAGUUGAUCAGAUCAACACCCAGCUCGAAAAACUGAAGGAAUACAAGGAGCAGCUAGAUUCACUGCUCUCCCACACUGGGAGCAUGCACUUCUGGAAGAACAUUGCUGAACUGCCUGCAAUCUCGUUGAAAGCUUGCACACCCCCCAGUCCUGUUGAAGUGAAUGUCAGGAAAGUGGAGCUUGUUCAAAAAGUGGUUUCUGAAUUGAAGCAGGUUCUGGUUCGGGAGUUGAAAGCUCCACUGCAGCAGAGAAUCAAUCAAGUGGAUCGGGCCGAGAAAACAAAGCUGAAAGCAUUGGCCAAUCCAGACCAGAUGAUGGACACAAGUUCCCCUUCAGAUCCAUUGGAGCCACCAUCUGUAAAUGAGUCCAAAUCAUUUCAAACAGCUAACCCUCCUGAGGGCAAGCAAGCUAGAAAGAAGAAAACCAAGGCUAAAGCAUCAAACAGUCCAGACCAGGAGCCAUCUGCAGGCCAGCCAAAUGAAGAAAGUUCCCCUUCGGAUCCAUUGGAGCCACCAUCUGCAAAUGAGCCCAAAUCAUUUCAAACAGCUAACCCUCCCGAGGGCAAGCAAGCUAGAAAGAAGACAGCCAAGACUAAAGCAUCAAACAGUCAAAAGCAUGGUUCAGGUGCGGUGCAGCCAGAGGAGUACAAGAAACUGUAUAAUGUUGCUACGUUACCGCUGACUCGUUCUGACUUGCUGCAGUAUAAAUCGAAAAUCACCUUUGAUCACCGGACUGCGCACAAGAAGCUGCUCGUGCGUAAUGAUUACACCCACCUGAGUGUGGCUGACCAGUUACAGCCCUACCCUGACCAUCCUGGGAGGUUUGUCAGCUGUGUGCAGGUCCUCGGGCUGCAGAGUUUCUCAAGCGGCUGCCAUUACUGGGAGGUGGACAAUGAGGGCAGCAAUUUCUGGGCAAUUGGGCUUGCUUAUGUUGGCCUGGAAAGGCAAGGGAGUAGGAGUCGUCUAGGAAGGGGCCCACUGAGCUGGUGCUUGGAGAGUUUUGGCCAGAAGCUGUCUGUUUGGCACAGAGGCCAGGAAGCUAUCCUGCAUGUCUCUCAGCCCAGAAUCAUAGGAAUCCAUCUCAACUAUAACCAAGGGAUUGUGGCCUUUUAUUCGGUCACUGACUCUAUGAGGCUGUUUUAUUACGAAGUAGGGUUUCAAGGCCGGGUUUUUCCUGCUUUCUGGCUGGGCAACAUUGGCACCACCCUCUCCCUGGUUCAGUUCUAAAUGUUUCUGCUUUGUGUGGCUCUGGAUUACUCCAGCAGCCCAUCCUCACCAGUUAGAUUUCCACUUUUAAGAUAUAGUAUGGAGAAAAUGAUAAUCCAACAAUAAUGGCCUGGUCACAUCUGACGGGGAAACAACAACAAAAUGUGAAGUUUUGAUUGGAAUGUGGAGAGGCCCAUUCACUCUGAUAGACUACCUCUUAUUCCCUCUCAACAGAUGCUGCCUGACUGCUGCACUUUUCCAGCAUUGUGGUUUUUAUUUGAUUUCUAGCAUCCCAUACUGUUUUAUUUCGACUUUAUCGGUAAUGCAUUUGCGAAUUGCAUAGAGUUGUAUUGGAGUGACAGCUCACUUUGUGGCUUUGACCCCAGUCUGAGUACAUCCUCAUUUGGAGAUGAGCUCUUAGCCAUGUCUGAGGCCAAACCUCAUUCACACAAUUAUUGGACAAGUCUGUCAGGGUUUCAAGUGAGGGGUAGCCUUAUUGCAGCUUAUACAUCCCGGAGGGAAUUGGCUGACAGUGUAUUUGCUCUUGUGGGAGAAAUUAGAAUAUAGAGAGUGUUUAAAAAUGAGGGGUUAGUGUGUAAGGCAAAAGUAAGAAAUCUUUUGAGGGUCAUGUAUCUUUGGAGUUGCCCUCCUCAGAGAAAAGGCUGGGUCAUUGAAGCUAUUUAUAGCAGUGUUGGAUGGGUUUUCACAGUGGAGUCUAGGCUCACGUAGAGUUGAGACCACAAUCAGAAUGGUACAGCAGGCUAGAGGGGUUGAACGACCUAGAUUAGAUUACUUACAGUGUGGAAACAGGCCCUUCGGCCCAACAAGUCCACACCGACCCACCGAAGCGCAACUCACCCAUACCCCUACAUUUACCCCUUACCUAACACUACGGGCAAUUUAGCAUGGCCAAUUCACCUGACCCGCACAUCUUUGGACUGUGGGAGGAAACCGGAGCACCCGGAGGAAACCCACGCAGACACGGGGAGAACGUGCAAACUCCACACAGUCAGUAGCCUGAGUCGGGAAUUGAACCCGGGUCUCUGGUGCUGUGAGGCAGCAGUGCUAACCACUGUACCACCGUGCUGCCACUCCUAUUCCUCCUAUGAGGUUAAGUGAGGAUAGUUGUUGGACCCUCCGACAUCAGAGCAGUCUGUGUCCAUUUGCAGCAACACCUGGACAAUAUCCAAAACAUUUUCCAAAUCUCUCUGAAUGUUUGGCAGUGGGAAUUCUGAGUGGUUGUAAAUCUUCAUGGCGGUCAGGGCCUGAAGACUAUGCUCAGGGUGUAGAGUGUGUGGAGCUGCUAGGCUAGAGAUCAGGGGCAUUGCUCUCAUGAUAUCAAACAGUCAGAGGAAAGCUGUGAUGUUGGAGUUACUGCCUUUCAAUGAUGUGGUGUAAGGGAACAAUUCAUAUUUUCCAUUCCACUUCUGCAGGGCUUUGAUCCUGGAGUAGUGUGUGCAGUUUUGGUCUGCUUAUGUCAGGGAAGUUGUUAUUGCCAUGGAGGGAGCGCUGUGAAUAUUCACCAGGUCUUGUUCCUGGGAGAGCAGCAUCGUCCUGUCAAGGGAGAGUGACCGACUGGCUCUGUAUUCUCCUCAUUUGAAGAAUGUGAAGUGAUCGCAUUGAAACCUACAGAAUAAUUAAAGGAAUAGCGAGGGUAGAAGCAAGUAAGAGAAUUCCCGUGGUUUGGGAGUCUCAAACCAGGGCCACAAUUUAAAAAUCACAGGAAUAUCACUUGGGUGCAGAAUGAAAAGUCGUAUUAAAGGUGGAAUUCUCUACCCCACAGGGCUGUGGAGGUUCUGUCUUUGAGUAUGUUUAAAGGUAGAGUUUGACAGGUUUCUGAUUCCCAGUGGUUUAUAGGACUGUGGGGAUGACCUGAGUAAAAGGCAUUCAAGUGUUCAAACUGCCAUGCUCAGAUAGCGCCCGCUCCACAAUUCAAUGUGCUGAAUAACCACCUCCUUUUUAUGAUCACCUGUCCGGCACAAGUCCAUAACUUACUCUUGCUAAAUAAAACAUAAACAUUCCAGCACCGGCCUGUGGAACCAAUCUGAAACCCAUCUAACCUACACCAUUCCAUUCUCAUCCAUAUGUUUAUCCAAUGACCAUUUAAAUGCCCUUAAAGUUGGCGAGUCUACUACUGUUGUAGGCAGUGCGUUCCACACCCCUACUACGCUGAAUAAAGAAACUACCUCUGACAUCUGUCCUAUAUCUAUCACUCCUCAAUUUAAAGCUACGUCCCCUCAUACUAGCCAUCACCAUCCAAAGAAAAAGGCUCUCCCUGUCCACCCUAUCUAACCCUCUGAUUAUCUUAUAUAUCUCAAUUAAGUCACCUCUUGACCUUCUUCCCUUUAAUGAAAACAGUCUCAAGUCCCUCAGCCUUUCCUCAUAAGACCUUCCCUCCAUACCAGGCAACAUCCUAGUAAAUCUCCUCUGAACCCUUUCCAAAGCUUCCACAUCCUUCCUAUAAUGCAGUGACCAGAACUGUACACAAUACUCCAGGUGCAGCCGCACCAGAGCUUUGUACAGCUGCAGCAUGACCUUGUGGCUCCAAAACUCAAUCCCUCCCCCAAUAAAAGCUAACACAUACCAUAUGUUAAAUCUUAAAUCUGCAAUUAAUUAUCCAGGCUGUAUUAACCCAUAUGAUACCCAGGAGUUCAUCACCUUGACUAUUUUGCACAAUCUACUGCUAUUUUUGUGCCAAUCAAUGUAGGCGUGGUUACUUAGUGCUAGUUACAGCAAUGCCUAGUUAGCUCUGGUUUGGUUGCAGUCUGCUGGUUAUGGCUGUGCCUAGUGAUGGAUGGACUGGUUCCCUGUGCUAAUUAUUCUGGUAUCAGAUUCUAGUCACAUUGAUUAUGCCUGGUUGUGUCAUUUACUCGAGCUAAUUACACAACUAUUUGUUAUCAGUGCCUAUUCCUGGUUAUGUUGGUGGUGUGCACCAUUUAUUGGUGUCACAUGAUGUUAAUCUUGGAAUUAUAAAUGAUGAUGCACCAGACUGGGGUAGAGAGUAGAGGAGGAGGACCUGAAGCCAAUUAUAAGGGGGCAUUAAUAAACUUAAUAAAAAGGGCUCACUUCCAUGGUAGUUUGUGCCAUUGGAGAGGGUGCACAUGGUAUCCAUCAGUGUUCUCGAUGCCUUCAAAGGAGCACCUCAAGGGUACAGUGCUUAUCUCCCCCAUGGCCCAGUUUUGAUUUAAUUCCCCACAACUUCAUGUGUAUACAUGUGUGCGCACACACACACACACACACACACCUUUGACUGUUAAUUCUGAUUUGCUUGUAGAUAUUUAAUUAGCACCACAGCUGGUUACUGCUGGUGGGCACUAGGGUUAAAGUAGUCUGUGAUCGCUGUGUGGAUGGAAAGAAAUACAUUGAAGUUCAACACUGAAAUGGAAGGAAAUAUAUUCAGGCAAAACUGGUUGCAUAUUGAUUUUAAGGAUAAGAAUAUGAGAGUGUUGUAUCCAGACUAAAUUCCAAAGUACAAAAUAUGCUAAUCACAGUGACAAUAGUUUAGUAAGGUCAUAAAACUGUAUUUCCAGUUGGAAAGUCUGAUGAUUGCACUGCACUAAACUUGGCUUGAACCUUGGUCAGACCACACUUGUAUUAUUGUGUGAGUAGUAGCUACCAUUGUAUCUACUUGAGUCUUUAAAAUGAUGAAAUGUUUUGACGGAUACUGAAAUAACUCUUCCUUGUUUGGUAGGGGGAGGAGAGCAGAACUAGAAGCAGUUGAUAUAAGAGACUUCCCAAAAAAUCCAGUCAGGGAUUUGGAAGAAACCUGUUCCCUGUACAGUGGGGAGAAGGUGAAACUCUGCUGCCAUAGAACUGGAAUGAAAUAAUGUAUUGAAGGGGAACCUAGAAGGGGCAGUGAACAGUGUUCCAGUGAUAGGCUCAGAUGCGGAAGUGUGGCAGGUUUGACUGGAGCAGACACAUGUGCGUGGACCUGAGUGGACAUGUUGUGUGUUGUGUAUUCUACUGAACUAUUCCAGUGCCUAUUAUAAUAUUGCCCAUUGCCACUUUCACCAGCUGCUUGUGCUUGCUCCCUUGCCCAGUGUUGAAACAUUGUUUAUUUUGAAUCCAGUGUGGUUGUGUAGGUUUCCAUGCUUUUGAGUUCCAGCUCUCUCCUUCAUCACCCAGCUCUUGAGCAGAAUCACCAUCACUUUAAAAUGCAGACAUUUGUUUCAGAACUUAAAUCUUUGAAAAUAUAAUUCAUUUUAUCGAUUACUUGGGGGGGGUGUCUUAUUACUCAAACUCUUUUCAGAAUAAGAUAGCCACUUGUGGAAUUGUUUCUGCAGCUAAGAAACUAGCAAAAGGGGAGUUAUUGAAAUAUUCUGGCUUCAUUUAAACCACAGUUUGUUCAACUUCUCAUCUUAUGUAUUACAGAAAUACUCAUUACUAUUCAAGUAUCUCAAUGUCUUCAAGCAUUAUACAGCUGGAGGCAUUUCUACAAAUGUUGUAAAGGUUAUCUGGAAUAUUCAAGGGGUAAAUUCCUGUCCCGUGCCCAGCAAUGCAUGCUCGGUCCUGGGCAGUGUGACCUAAUCAUGUAACACGGGAAAAGUUGAAGUCAUCCAUUUUUGUCCGAGAGGACUCAGGUGAUCCCAAGCUCCUCAGUAGAAAUCAAGUGUUUGUUAACUAUGACUAAUGCUAAAGAAUGAUGAUAUUUGCAACUGGUUGGAGUGAGUGAUUGAAGCCGUUACUUGGGUUGUGCCUGGGGAAAGGGUAAUUUACUGAUUGUGAUGAAUAAUAAUUGGAGAAACAGAUUUUCAUGGAUGGACUGCAAUUAUUUUUAUACUGAAAAAUCAUGAAAUAAAUAUUCCAAAGUA